Ixodes scapularis (black-legged tick) is the source of this 851-nucleotide messenger RNA. RefSeq lists its product as uncharacterized. The record is from RefSeq and is a predicted model, not a curated record. NCBI's taxonomy places the organism in Eukaryota, Metazoa, Arthropoda, Arachnida, Ixodida, Ixodidae. The coding region runs from base 255 to 731 and encodes 158 amino acids. The transcript is spliced from 4 exons.
GCUAAAACUGCGUUCGUUAGAACGAGCUUCUCUAGACCGCACGCUGUCACGGUUGAUUAAGGCGUAUAAUUAAUAUAAAAAUAUUAAUCGGGAAUUGGUGUAGUCUCGUCUUGCCUUGGUGCUUUGUUUGUGUAAUAAAUUACCUCGCUGAUCAGCCACAUUUUCUCCACCACAUGCGGAUGUGACGGUUGGAAUUGUUUGAACAUAAUGCGAUUACUUCACAUUAAAUUCGAUUGUAUUCUUUUCUUACAGAGAUGAAUUUCGCAUAUGUGCAAUAUUUUACUGGAACAGCACGACCUAAGACUAUCAUCAGUACAUCUGCAAUUAAAAACUUUGAACCGAGAAGUGAGGUUGACUACAAAAAAGGUCACCUUUAUGAUGCUUUGUUGACUCCAGACGGAGGGGAGCCGGGCUGUUUUAAAGCCCAAAUACUACUUUUGGCAGACUCAAAGUCGUCGAUCGAGGAGAGGAUCAAAAGGGGCAAGAGGAUCCCUCUACCUAAAGUCCUUGACCAGGUUGUUGAGCACAGCAGUUCGGAAGACGACCAAGCAGCUCUUCGGGUCGAAAUGGCUCAGCAGAAAUUGAAUCGUACAAGAGAAGCAACAGCAAAGAUGAAGCAAAUAAUUUCAGAAAAGUUGUCUCAGAAGCGCAAGAACCCACUUUUCCCAGAGGCUCGGAGUGCCAAGCAUGCCAGUUGUACGACGAUCUCCAUCAGAAGUAUCUUGCCCUAAAAAAAACUACAAGGGAACUUAAGGAAGACGUUGAAAAGAUGCGGACAAGAGAGGCCAAAAACACAGACAUUCUGGAUGUGAUUCUUGAGGGUGUAAACAGCAUCAAAUCAAAGCUCGAGA